GCCUGAGACCCGGCCGGCCGCUGCUCGGCAGAACCGAGGGGCGCGCACGUUGCGCGCCCGAGUUCUUGCUGCCGGCCGCCUUAUUCCGGGCGGCCAACUCGUCUUUGCGACGGAUGCCGGGGGCCCCAAUCGCGUGAAGAAGGCCUCGCCGGGCGGCGCUAGUAUUACCGGAUGCGGGGCUUGGGCGCGUGAUUGCCCGCACUCAGUUCCCGACGCCCCGUUUGUAGGGUUCGAGCGCGCCACACAGCCCUAACGCGCCGCCCGCGGGCGAUUGCCGUUCCAGAGGAGAUAUUGCUACGCGCGUUUCCGGCUAGCAUGCGCAGUCGAGUUUGUGAUAGUAAUUUGGAACGGCAAGAGCCGAGCAUCAUGUUCUUGCUGCUUGGUCAACGAUUUUCUUGAGCGAUCAAUCUGCCUACCGAGACCGACGAGAGACCAUUUUCAAACAAAGAAACUGAGCGUGCUAUCCAGCUCCCAAAUUGAUAUCAAAUGAAAACUUACGGACCAAGAGAGAGGCGUAAUCUGCGAGAGAGCGGUGUCUUGCCGUCGUGCUUUUUAUUUUUUUUGCACAUUGGUUUCUCAAUAAACUUAGCUUUUCGAAAAAGUUGUGGAUUUAUUUAGGUAAAGCGCAUAUACAAACUUGAGGGCCAUGGUGCCAAUCGAGCUUGUGAAGCCUUGCACUCCUCCACACCCAGACAUAUUUGGAUGUGAUAGGUGUUGCGUUUAUGCGCGACCCGUUGGCGGCCUGCCACAAGGUGGAGGAGCAAGGCGUGGAGGAGCAAGGCGUGGAGGAGCAGGCGGAGGACGCCGGGGAGGCUGAGGAGGUGGCGCCGCCGAACUUCCCGGUGUGUGAGCCCUAUGCAUCCUGUGUAAAAACGUCCCCACCCCAUGAUUGCCUUCAUGCGGAUUUAUUUGCAACGGCAGACGACAACGCGUGUGAUGCGCAUCCCCAUGAUGAGAGGCGUUUUCCAUUGUGAUUUGGCAUUUGUAAUGCUGCAACUAGGAUAAGAAAAUGUUCCUGAUGCUGCUUGCCUUUCCGACUUGCACUACAGCACAUCGAAAACCUGUCAUGCGUGGCUGGCACAGUUUCUGGAUUCGUGUUGCAGAUUUCCCAACUUGACUCUGCGGGUAGGGACGUUUUUACACAGGAUACCUUUCCAGGGUUUUUUCAGGUGGGACAGGUGCUGCCCGCGGCUAACCCAUUCCUUUUGCGCUUUAUGUGAGGCCGCGGAGCGGCGGCCUUUCGGGCGCCUGGCCUGCCAAAGUGGUCGCCCUUGCGCCCAGCCGGCCACUCGUCGGCAGAACCGACGGGCGCGCGCGUUGCGCGCGCGAGUUCUUGCUGCCGGCCGCCUUAUUUCGGGCGGCCAACUCGUCUUUUCGACGUAUGCCGGGGGCCUCAAUCGCGUGAAGGCCUCGCGGGGCGGCGCUAGUAUUACUGGAUGCGGGGCUUGGGCGCGUGAUUGCUUGCACUCAGUUCCCGACGCCCCGUUUGUAGGGUUCGAGCGCGCCACACAGCCCUAAUGCGCCGCCCGCGGGCAUUUGCCGUUCCACAACUCGUGCUGGAGGAGAUAUUGCUACGCUCGUUUCCGGCUACGAUGCGCAGUCAAGUUUGUGAUAGUAAUUUGGAACGGCAAGAGCCGAGCAUUAUGCUCUUGCUGGUUGGUCAGCGAAUUUCUUG
This is a messenger RNA of Amoebophrya sp. A120, 1675 nucleotides long. The record is from the annotation of a GenBank genome assembly. Lineage: Eukaryota; Dinophyceae; Syndiniales; Amoebophryaceae.